This is a messenger RNA of Zychaea mexicana, 818 nucleotides long. RefSeq lists its product as uncharacterized. Gene Ontology annotation, biological process: RNA processing. Gene Ontology annotation, molecular function: RNA binding. The coding region runs from base 136 to 708 and encodes 190 amino acids. The transcript is spliced from 5 exons. NCBI's taxonomy places the organism in Eukaryota, Fungi, Mucoromycota, Mucoromycetes, Mucorales, Lichtheimiaceae. Gene Ontology annotation, cellular component: nuclear exosome (RNase complex); cytoplasm. The record is from RefSeq and is a predicted model, not a curated record.
AUUUUUUGCAGGAAUUAUUUUUUCGGGUGGGUGUAUGUGCACCAGAACAGAAAAGCCCGCCGUUUGCAGCAGUAGCACGUUUGACUUUUUGUUUUUCUUUGAAUCCAAAACUUUCUUUUUUACACACAAUCUUAAAUGGAAACCACAACAGCAGCAGCAGUAACUCCCGGCCAACGAUUAGGAUACGCCGAAGAUUAUGUUGCAGGUGCAGGCACCUAUGAACGUGAUGGCCUAUUAUACGCUAGUGUUGUCGGUUUACGAUCUGUUGAUUCAAACAUGGAUGGCGAGCUACCCACAAUGACUGUGUCGCGUGAAAAAGAACAAUCAGCAGUACCAGAAGUUGGUAGCAUCAUUACCGGUAAAGUGGUUCGCGUUGCGCCACAUAGUGCAUUGAUUGCUAUCAUGGUCGUUGGUGAUACACCAUGCAAAGAAGAUUUUGCUGGUACUAUUCGAACACAAGAUGUCCGUGCAGUUGAAAAAGACAAGGUGAAAAUCAUCAACUCGUUCCGACCAGGCGAUAUUGUCCGUGCCGAAGUCAUUUCUCUUGGUACUGCUCGCUCGUACUACUUAUCCACAGCCAAAAAUGAGCUUGGUGUCAUAUUUGCAACGAGUGUAGCAGGUGCAACAAUGAUACCCAUCUCAUGGCAAGAAAUGCAAUGUCCCAAGACCAAGACGAUCGAAUAUCGAAAGUGCGCAAAACCGUUUUAGAAAAACAUAUACACACUCUAAUAAUCUGCAUAACACACAUUACUCUCUUCUGUAUACACUGUAAAUAAUAAAAAAGACAGAAAUCAUUGGGCGUAAUUGCGUCGUCGCAC